Molecule: messenger RNA, 5866 nt
Organism: Ziziphus jujuba (common jujube)
Lineage: Eukaryota; Viridiplantae; Streptophyta; Magnoliopsida; Rosales; Rhamnaceae
Product: disease resistance protein RGA2
Exons: 20
Coding region: 1-2973 (990 amino acids)
Biological process (GO): defense response to fungus
Molecular function (GO): ADP binding; protein binding
Source: RefSeq, a predicted model, not a curated record
AUGACUUCAAAAAAUAGGCAUGACUUCAGCUUAGAUGUAGAUCUUCAAGACAUUCACAUAGUGACUCCCACUGUUAGGGAAGAAGAUGUUGUUGGAAGAGAUGAUGACAAAAUGAAAAUCAUAAAACUUUUGUUUGAAAUGGAAACUGAGAAAAAUAUAGGUAUAAUUCCUAUAGUUGGUGUUGGAGGCCUGGGAAAAACAACACUUGCACAACAAGUUAUCAAAGAUUCAAAGGUUAAAGACCAUUUUGAGCCCAUAAUGUGGGUAGAUGUACCUAAGGUUUUUCACGUGGAGUCAGUUGUCAAGGAAAUUAUUAACCCUGGAGUUAAAGAUGAGAGGAAAAUGCAUCAAUUGCAAAAUGAUCUUGAAGAAAAAAUAAAAGGAAAGCAAUACCUCCUUGUCCUUGAUGAUGUGUGGGGUAUUGAAAAUCGAGAAAAAUGGUUGGAGUUGGAAACCUUGUUAAGGGAUGGUGCCAGUGGAAGUAGAAUAAUAGUAACCACCCGUGAUGAAAAGAUUGCACACAUUAUUAAUGGCCCAGAGGGAUUAGCUCAUUUUUUAGGGACCUUAGAUGAAGAGAAGUCAUGGUCUUUGUUUAAAAAAUUGGCAUUUAUGCAAGGGCAAGAGCCAAACGAUCGCAACCUUGUGGACAUUGGAAAGGAGAUUAUGAACAAAUGUGGAGGAAUUCCUCUUGUUAUAAGAACAAUUGCAAGUAUGUUAUAUUCUAUAAAUCAUGAAAAGUGGUCAUCUUUCAAAGAAAAGGAACUAUCAAUGGUAUCAGCUUAUUAUGAAAAUGUUAUACCCAUACUUAAAUUGAGCUAUGAUCAUCUCCCAGCACAAUUGAAACAUUGUUUUGGCUAUUGUAGCCUUUUUCCUAAAAAUUAUGUUUUUAGUGUGGGAAGGCUAAUAAAUCUUUGGAUGUCUCAAGGAUUUAUUAAAUUAUCAAAUGAUCAUAACCAAUGUUUCGAGGACAUGGGUUAUCAAUAUUUUCAAGAUUUACUUUAUAGAUCAUUUUUUGAAGUAGUUGAAAUUGAUGAUGAUUCUUCGAAGGUAACAGAAUGUAAGAUGCAUGAUUGUAUGCAUGACCUUGCAACAUCAGUGAUAGGAACGAAAGGUCUCAUAUUAAGUCCGAAAGAUGAAAAAAUUGAUAAAAGAACUCGUCAUGUAUCACUUUGUUUUACUUUGGAGCCACUGCAAGUUCAAGCUUUAUUGGUGAAUGCAAAAAAGAUUCGAACAAUUUUUUACGGUGGAUAUUAUGAAACAGGGAUGUUGGAGAAAUCAAUUCUAAAAUGCAAGUUUCUGCGGACUUUGAAUCUUCAGCGUUCACGUCUUAAGAUAAUACCUGAUGUUAUUGGCAAGCUAAAGCAUCUCAGGUAUCUUGACCUUUCAAGGAAUUUCAUGAAGGCAUUGCCCAAUUCUAUUACAAGGUUGCAAAAUUUGCAAACACUAAAUGUGUCCUAUUGUGAGAAUCUUCAAGAAAUACCAAGUGGCAUUACAAAAAUGUUCAACCUUCGACAUCUUCAUAUUGAAAGUGAUUCUGAUAACACUUUACAUGGUAUGCCAGGUGGGCUAGAUCAACUGACUAAUCUACAAAGGUUGUCAUUACUUCCACAAGGGAGUUUAAGGAAACAACAGAAUAACGAAUCCUUUUUCCUGCAUCAUAUAUCCAAUUUGAAAACUCUAGAUAUGAUUGAUAUUGAUGAUCUGCAACAUUUACCAGAUGGGUUGAAAAGCUUCACUUGUCUCCAGAAGCUGAGAAUUUCAAGAUGUUCAAAGUUGGAAUCUUUAUCUCCUGGUCUUAACCAUCUCACAUCACUUCAACGAUUGGAAAUUCGGUUUUGCGACAAUUUAGAGAUGUCAAAUGGUGGUAGUGAUGCAACAAUUCCAUGGCAACGCUUUCAAAGCCUUUCUGUUUUGAGUUUGUAUGGCCUUCCAAAACUAGUUGCUCUCCCUGAGGGGCUUCAACAACUUACUACCCUCCAAGAAAUUGAAAUUUUCAAAUGUAAAAACUUGGAGUUUCUUUUGGAAUAUGUCAUCAACCUGAAAAAAUUAUCUGUUGUUUAUUGCCCCAAAUUGAAGUCGCUGCCUGAAGGGAUCGGUUCCCUAGAGACACUGGAAAUCAGAAGAUGUGAUCCCAUCUUGUUGGAAAGAUGCCGAGAUGAUAUUGGGGAUUAUUGGCCUUUGAUUUGCAACAUCAAUCAGCUGAUUUUGUCUCCAGUUGAAGAAGAAGAGGAGCAUAGUCGGGGAGAAAAGGUUAUUCUAUUCGAAGAAUCGAUUCCAACGAAUAGCGAAUCCUUCUUCGACCAUUUAUCCAAAUUGAAAGAUCUAACUUUCAGUCGUAUUGAGGAUCUGCAGCAUCUACCGGAUGGGUUGAAAAGACUCACUUCUCUUGAGUAUCUGAUGAUUGAAGAUUGUUCAAAGUUGCAAUCUUUAUCUCCAGGUCUUUACCAUCUCACGUCACUUAAACAAUUGUACAUUUUUGAUUGUGAGGAGGUAGAGAUGAUGCCAAAUGAUGAUGGUAGUGAUGCAAUUAUGUGGCAACACCUUCAAAGCCUCUCUGUGUUGACGUUGUGGGGACUUCCAAAACUAGUUGCUCUGCCUCAAGGGCUUCAACAACUUACUACUCUCCAACAAAUCAAUAUUUCUGAAUGUGAAAAUUUGGAGGCUGUUCUGGAAAAUAUCAGCAACCUCAAAUCUCUGAAGAAAUUAGUUAUUGAGAAUUGCCCAAAGUUGAAGUCGCUGCCUGAAGGAAUCGAUUGCCUCACCUCUUUAGAAACACUGAUAAUUGAACGUUGUCCCAUUUUAUUGGAAAGAUGCAGAGAGGAUAAGGGCGACUAUUGGCCUAAGAUUUCCCACAUCAAACAGCUGGAGCUGGAGCCGAUAAAAGAAGAACAACAAAAAAUUGAUCCGCAAGAGGAAUCCAGCUCUUCCAAAACUCGUGGGCUCUUCAAUUUUGCGAAAAUUUUCAAGCAUUGAGUAAACUAAUUAACCUUCAACAAUUAAUUAUGUUCUUAUGUAUUCAACUUCUUUAAUGGGAAUCCAGCUCUUCAAAAACCUGUGGGCUUUUCAAUUGUGCAAAAAUUUUCAAGCAUUAAAGAGAAGGAGGCUAAUAUUGAUGUUAGCAUGGGUGGGUGAGAGAGGAGAAGUAAGUGGGGACUGGAGUGAUGGUUCAGAAUGAGAAAGCAGAGCUGAUGGCACUGCACUUUGCAAAACAAACAAGGUUGCAGUUACUGUGAGGUGGCAGUUUUUGGGGUUCUGAAUUCGUGGCAAUACAAUGUUUCUUAGUUGAAGAUAUCAAGUUGAAAUUGAGGACCUUGGUUUUCCAAAUAAAGAGAUCAUUAUGCAGGUGAAUAUGACAGAGUUGAUGUAUAAUAUGAUGGGUGCUUACUUUUUGCACUUAAAAGAUUAAAUUUUGUCUGGUGUACUUAUUGAAGUGUUACCUAAAGAGACCGUUCAUCACAGUGCUUGCCAUGAAGACCAUUAUUGCCAGAGAGUUGGACUUAAAAUCAGUGAAAUGCUUGCUAGGGUUGAAACUUGCAUUCUUUGUGCACCAUGGACAUAAAAUGGGAGAACUUGUUAUAUGCAGUUACUGAAAGAUAGAAGAUGCUACUGAAGAUUUUGGCAGAGACCAUAGUUACUCAGAGAGAGCAGAUGCUACUGAAGAUUUUGGUAGAGGCUGUGGAGGUGUAUUUAUAUAUUCUGAAGAUUUGGCAGAGCUGUGAUGCAGUUAGAGAGCAAAUGAUGCCACUGAAGAUUUGGUAGAGGCCAGAGCCCAUGGAGAGACUGCCAAUAAAGAAGAUAUACAAAAAUUCAGCAAAAGGAAUGUUUAUCCUGUGGCUUAUGGGGGACAUAGAUUCUCUAACAUUUGUUGAAAUAAUUUUUGGCAAAAGGGAGCAUGAGUUUUGAUAUGUUUCUAUUAUUGGGGAGGACUGAAUUCAUGGGGACAAAAUUGUUGAGGGUCAGAGGUGCAAUAAGAGGCUGAAUAAGAAACAGAUCAUUAUGCAGGUGAAUAUAAUAGAGUUGAUGUAGAAUAUGAUGGGUGCUUACUUUUUGCACUUGAAGAUUAACCUUCGUCUGGUGUACUCAUUGAAGUGUUACCUAAACGGACCAUUCAUCACAAUGCUUACCAUGAAGACCAUUAUUGCCAGAGUUGGAAUUAAAAUCAGUGAAAAGCUUGCUUGGGUUGAAACUCGCAUUCUUUGUGCACCAUCGUUCCCCCUGCAUAUAUGCUCAUGCUGCUGCCCUUCCAAGCUUACUUUUAUUGGAGUGGAGACUUCUGACACUGGAUCAAUGACCAACGGUGCUUCUGUGGAUUGUGGAGGCACGGGAGAACGAGCAGGUAGAUGAAGCAUGCAGGCACCAGGUCUGAAUGCUGCUGUUAGCCCCUUGCCUGCCUGCAUACUAAGCUGUGCAUGAUUGCAAUGAUUACAAAAUGUACAACAGCAUUGUGAAGACAAGGCAACAGCUUAUGGCUAGUGUAGAUGAUGGUUCUUUAUAUCUGUGAAUUCCAGGAGGCUAAUAUCGAUGUUAGAAUGGGUGGGAGAGAGGAGGGAUUUGAAUGAGGGAGCAGAAGUAGGUGGGGACUUGAAUGAUGAUUCAGAGUAAGAGAGGAGAGCUGAUGGUGCGACACUUUGCAUAAACUUUUGAUAUUUUGCAUAGUUACUCUUUAAGGUUCCGGUUUUGGGGGUACUGAAUUCGCAGCAACACAAUGUUUCAUAGUUAAAGAUAUCAAGUUGAAACUGAGGACCUUGGUUUUCCAAAUAAUAAAGAGUUACUCAGAGCAGAUGAUAGCACUGAAGAUUUGGUAGAGGCCAGAGGCCAUGGAGAGACUUCCAGGAAAGAAGAUAUACAAAAAUUCAGCAAAAGGAAUGUUUGUCCUUUGGCUUCUGGGGGACAUGGAUUCUUUGGCAUUUGUCAAAAUAUGUUAUUGCAGAAGGAAGCGCGUAUGACUCUGUACCUUCUCUUUUGUACUCUGUUUUGUUUCAAUGUAGAUCCACAAUCACCAUCAAGCAACCAUUGUAGAAUUUCAGCGGCAAUCGAGCAACCAUAGUAGUAGAAGAAUAUUUAAGAAGACCAUGCUAAUGAAUGAAGAACUUGAAGAUAAUAAUGGAGGCUAAUACUGAUGUUAGAAUGCAUGGUUGGGAGACAGAGGGAGUUUUGAUAUGUUUCUAUUAUGGGGAGGACUCUGAAUUCAUGGGAACAAAAUUGUUGAGUGUCAGAGGUACUCUAAGAGGCUGAACGAGAAACAGAUUGUUAUACAGACUGUUCAUCACAAUGCUUACCAUGAACACCAUUAUGCCACAGAGUUGGAAUUAAAAUCAGUGAAAAGCUUGCUUUGGUUGAAGCUCAUUCUUUGUGCACCAUUAUGCCAUAGAGUUGGAUUCCCCCUGAAUAUUAUGCUAAUGUUGCUGCCUUUCCAAGCUUAUCUUUUGGAGCCGAGACAUCUGACACCAGAUCAAUGAUAAGCGGUGCUGGUGCAGGUGUGGAGGCAUGGGAGGAAGAGCGGGUAUACUAGGCAUGCAGGCACCAGGUCUUAAUACUGCUGUUAGGCCCUUGCCUGCAGACUAUUUAAUGCAUGAUUACAAUGAGUAUAGAAGGGCUAUUCUUCAUCUGCAUUGCUAUAUAUAUAUCAAGGAGUUAGGCAUAUAUGUUCAAAUUCUUCAUUAUCACCUUUUCCCAAUCACUUUUGCUAUGCUCUAAAACAGAAUAUAGUCUUAAUGAGUUUAGAUUUUUAAAGUUUCAACAUGAGAAGGAAGAAAGUUAUUUCUUAUAUUUGUUUUAUGUUAUUCGGUUGUUCAUUAAGGUUGUUGCCGAAUAUGAAUCUUCUCAUUUCUGGAUUAUAAAGGAGCUCUAUGCAUAUCACUAAUAA